GGUGUACGGGCCGACCAUCGAACGAAACGGCUUUUACGGCCAAAAAUUGGCUCUUAUUUUAUAUGGACGCUAUAAAUCGAUAAUGAUAGUAUUUUUAUAACCAAAUCGACGACUACUUAUCGAUAGUCGCGUCCUCGAUUGGCGCAUUACCCGCCGCGCCAACGCCGCCAUGAUACAAAGACAGGCAUCCUCAGGGAUGUUGCGCCAAUAUUCAUUUGCUUGUAGACUGCAACUCGUCUAUACGGCAUUGACACAGAGAGCUAGAUUCAGUCAGAGUACCUUCUAUCGAUCCCAGGACACCAAACUCAACGGUAUUCGCAACAUUGGCAUCAUUGCCCAUGUCGACGCUGGAAAAACUACUACGACAGAGCGCAUGCUAUACUACAGUGGUGUUACACAGCGAGUAGGAGACGUUGACUCUGGAAAUACCGUGACCGAUUUCCUCGAACUCGAACGCGAACGCGGAAUUACAAUUCAAUCUGCUGCGAUUACAUUUCACUGGCCGCUUGCUCAAAGCUGUGCAAAGGGCGAAAUGCCAAAGACUAUCAACUUAAUAGACACCCCAGGCCAUCAAGACUUCCGAUUCGAAGUGGACCGAUGUUUGCCUAUUCUCGACGGCGCAGUAUGCAUCAUCGACUCAGUCAAGGGCGUUGAAGCACACACCGAGAGAGUUUGGGGUUCCGCUGACGAAUUUCGUAUCCCACGCGUGGUCUACUGCAACAAACUGGACCGUGAGGGCGCUUCGUUCAAAAAGGCUGUGCUUGAAAUAGGCACCAGGCUCAAGGGGUGGCCUCUGGUAUGCCAGAUUCCAUGGUGGGAGAAGGAUGAAUUCGUUGGUGUUAUCGACGUCGUGGACGGCGUAGGAUACCGAUACGGAGCUGACAAGAAAAAAGUCCGGUACGGGAGUGAGGAACUACAAAAGAAGUUGGAAGCCUCAAAUAGCGCCCUUGCUGGGGAGAUUAAAGUCGCUCGCCAGCGACUGAUUGAGGGUCUAGCAGAAUUCGACGAAGAGAUUAUGGACGAGUUCUUAGCGGAAAACGAAAACAUUGACAGCUCCAUAAUCAAGGCUGCCAUACGACGAUCGAUAUUGAAUGGCGACGGACGUGCCAUUCCUGUCUUUGCAGGCUCAAGCUUCCGACACAUUGGUGUCGAACCACUGAUGGACGCCAUUACAGACUACCUCCCCAACCCCUCGGAUCGCCCCGAUGUUGAUGUUCGAGUAGGGGGUACUGCAAAGAAGCUUGGUGAUGCUCUGACAAGCCUGUCAAAGUCGAAAAAGAGCAACAAUAUUGCUUCUGUUUCCUCCGUGUUCAAAGUGUUUGAGCACCCAAAAGAAGGAGUCAUCAGCUAUGUACGAGUAUAUCACGGAACACUAUCGAGAAACGCUUCGACAUUUAACACAAACAUACAACAACCAGAGCGCCCUAUGGGCCUUCUCCAAAUAUCGGCAUCCAAAGCCGAUGAAGUCCCUGAACUCUCUGUCGGCCAAAUCGGAGCUAUUCGUGGACUCAAAAAGGCUAGAACAGGAGAUACACUGAUUACUACGUUGAACGGCAACCCGGUCGCAGAGGCAUUUCGCCAAGUGCAAGUUCGACCUCCUGAGAUCCCACCUCCCGUUGCUUUUCUCCAGGUCGAUCCGUACGGAAAUGUUGCUGCGCAGGAACUCGAGAGAGUUCUAGACAGCGCCACUCGACAAGAUCCCAGCUUACGCUGGAGCCGAGAUCCAAAGACGGACCAGUUUACUAUCCAAGGUAUGGGUAAACUGCAUCUCGAUGUUUCCUUGCACAACAUGAGACAGAAAAACAAGAUUGACGCAGACUUUGGUCCGAUUGAGGUCGAUUAUAAAGAAACUGUCACGCAAAGCCUAGGACCGUUUACGAGCGUUUUUGAUCGACCUGUAGCAAACAAGGCUGGCAAAGUUACUUGCAUAGCUACAAUCGAGCCACUGGAGGAACAUCAUGCUGAGCUGAGCGAUACUUUGGAGCGAGAUGGCAAUGUCUUCCAGAUAUCGAUGAGUGAUUUGAGCCGGUCAGCGACUCUAUCAGUUGACUUCGAUGAAGCCGAACAGCACCUUUUGAACGGUGCUGUUGCCGGAUUGGCGCGCGGCCCUCGACGAGCCUCCCCUAUGCAUAGUUGCUUCGUGGACUUGAAGCUCGAUGCAUCCGAUGGCGCAUUGGAGACCCCCUCUGGUGGCCACUUUAGCUCCGCUGCACGUCAAGCAGUACAAGGUGCGCUGCGAGACGCCUUUGACCGACAACAGAUUGGCGUUUUGGAGCCUAUUAUGCUGGUACACAUAACAUGCCCAGAGACAGCCGCAGGUGUCGUGCAACAUGACAUCACGAGCGGUGCAGGAGGUCAGGUAUUGGAGGUCAAUGAUCGAUCCGCCGAAUCUACAGGCGAUGAGUUUAUCGAUGUGUCCAAGAUUUACACGCCUCCAGACCCAUAUGAUGCCGUCACAUCGCUGCGUGGCAAGAAAUCUACUGCUCGUGCAGUUGAGAUUGUAGCCAAGGUCCCCUACAAGGAGAUGCUUAACUAUGACGAGCAUCUACGCAGCAAAACUGCGGGUCGCCACUCCAUGACGAUGUCCUUUGACUCGUUUGCUAGAGUGGUUGGCCACCGUGAGAAAGGAGUAUAAUGUAACAAAAUAUGAACAAUAGAUAAACAAUAGAACAACACAGCUGCUACCUUCUACAGCCGGUCCAUGGUUACAAUUCGUGACUCGUCAACUUUUGUGUGACUCGGGAUGAAGCAUCAUAGUCGAAAUCAUUCUACUAGCAAAGGAGCACAGAGCAAAGCAACGCCGGGACGGCUCGUCCC
Messenger RNA from [Torrubiella] hemipterigena, 2817 nucleotides. Lineage: Eukaryota; Fungi; Ascomycota; Sordariomycetes; Hypocreales; Clavicipitaceae. The record is from the annotation of a GenBank genome assembly.